AUGUUGAAAAUUGCAUCGACACGCGCGGAGCUCCCAGGAGUGCAGCCUUUGACGCGUCUCAACGCGCCCGGCAACACCAUGGCGUGUAAAGGCCCUGGUACAGACGGCCCUCUACAGACAGCCCUUCUAGAAUCCACGUCUGCAGCCACAACAAGAGCUUCUGAAGGACAGAAGAUCUUCAGCCCCAUAGCUGCAUUCCUUGAUAAACACCGCAGUCAAACCACUGGCCUUGCUCCUCACCUACUGAGAGCCCUCACCGCCCUAAGCGAUGACCUCGCCUCGGUAGCUCAACAACAUUUCAACGCCUAUAUUAGUGGUAUCUCGACGACCUCCAUUCUACCUGCCCUGUCUCCUUCCCCUUCCUUUUCUCCCAUCCUAAAUCCCUUACCCCCUUCACCCCCUCCCUCACGUCCCCCCUCAGGUCUUAACCAGUCAACUUAUGCGACUAUUACCCAAUAUGCCCCGGUCAAAUUAACCCCCACUACUCACUCUAAAUCCCCUGUUAAAAAGCCUAUGCCUCUGGUAAAACAACCCCUUCCUGACAACCGGCUCUUCGUACGCCUCCUAGCUGACCAUGCAGCUAGAAAAAUGGAAGCCUACGCCAUCUACUCUAGCCUACGGUCUCAACUAAACUCAAACAGUGCAGUGCUAAAAGAAGUUCAAGCCACAAAGACUGGCUUCACACUAUGCCCCUCAUCUCCAGAAGCCCUCCUAGCCCUUGAGGCCCAAAAAGAGACUAUCUCUGCAUUCUUUGUUAACUGCCAGAUAGAACGCAGCUCCCGAUGGGUCUCAUACCGAGUCACCAAUGUGCCAAGAAAAAUUGGCCAAAUCUUGGAUGGCCGAUACUCUCUAAUCCCUAUCAAUCCUACACUACUAUCCUUAGAAAUCAGCGAAACUACUGGGCUCAAGCCUAUAUCUAUCAGCGAGACCGCUACAAGUGCCGCCAACCCUAAUACUCUUUCCUCAAGCUGGUUUGUCAACUUCCCAGAAGGCACGAAAUCACCACUGCCUAUCUAA
This is a messenger RNA of Talaromyces stipitatus ATCC 10500, 1017 nucleotides long. RefSeq lists its product as uncharacterized. The transcript has 2 exons. Bases 1 to 1017 code for a protein of 338 amino acids. Lineage: Eukaryota; Fungi; Ascomycota; Eurotiomycetes; Eurotiales; Trichocomaceae. The record is from RefSeq and is a predicted model, not a curated record.